[Candida] anglica is the source of this 669-nucleotide messenger RNA. Lineage: Eukaryota; Fungi; Ascomycota; Pichiomycetes; Serinales; Debaryomycetaceae. The record is from the annotation of a GenBank genome assembly.
AUGACUCAACACCAUACGGCACAUAUCGAUGACGAUGAAGGGCUUUUCCAACCGGUUAGAGAGUUUUCCAAAUCUUUAGAUGCUAGUCCGAAGUAUAUCAGAUCAUCUCCAUAUCACGAACAGGAACAUCUCCUUCAGUUGGAUACUCUUGAUCUAGGAUAUAAAGCUCUUGCGCUUGCUUUACAAUCAUUUGUCCCGGUAAAUGGGAACAAAGACUACCAAUACGAAGAGUAUGAAAAGGCUUUCCCGGUGAAGGAAACGGUGGAAAGAGCACAAGAAUACGCAAAGAUUUUAGGCGAAGAAAGUGUUCCAGAAUUAAAAGUAUAUGUAAUUGCAUUUAGAUCAAUUUUACAUAUUGACGUACAAGAAUCGGUAGAAAAGAGACAAAAGCUUGCUGAUAUCGAUAAGGGAUCGCACACAGAGGCUAACAUUUCUGGUGGUCUUCUCAAGUACUGGUUCGGUACCCCAGACGAUGAAAAUGCAAAAAAUUUGGCUACAUGCUGGUGGACCGACCGUCAAGCAGCUGUGGUUGGAGGAGGAGGGAAAACUCACCGACAAGGUAUGGCCUUAGUGAAAGGAUGGUUCAAACAUUGGCAAGUGGAGGAGUACGAAUUACACAUACUCCCCAAUGGUGAAGGGUACUCAUUUGGGCCUGUAGCCAAGAGAUAG